Messenger RNA from Drosophila willistoni, 817 nucleotides. RefSeq names its product phospholipid scramblase 1-like. Gene Ontology annotation, molecular function: phospholipid scramblase activity. The record is from RefSeq and is a predicted model, not a curated record. The coding region runs from base 49 to 777 and encodes 242 amino acids. NCBI's taxonomy places the organism in Eukaryota, Metazoa, Arthropoda, Insecta, Diptera, Drosophilidae. Gene Ontology annotation, cellular component: plasma membrane. Gene Ontology annotation, biological process: plasma membrane phospholipid scrambling. The transcript has 2 exons.
AUGUAGAAUGCUGCUCCAGUUUAGGAUUCAAAAUUGUCACAGCAAGCCAUGUCUUUGAAAUCUAGUAAAAGUACAGCUAGUAAUUAUAAUGGUGGUGCAGUUCGUCUUAGUAAUCCCGACUUCGACAUCCUGGCCGGACUAAGUCAGCUGCAUAUCUCGAGGAGAGUCGAAAAAUUUACCAGAAUUGCAGGCAAUGAGUAUGCGUUCAUGUCUAGAGUUAAAAACUCAACGGGACAACAGAUCUUUGUGGCCUAUGAGAAGAGUACGUAUAGUGAUCGCACAUUUUUGGGCAAUUCGCGUCCCUUUGAAAUGCAUGUCUAUGAUAAUUUCAACCGUCAUGUGAUGCACUUGCAAAGGCCUUGUUCUUGUGCCGACGACAAUCCUGUAUUUCCGUGUUGUCUCAACAGAAUCAAUGUUUUCUGUCCAUUUGGCAGAACGUCAGCAUUGAAAGAGCACGUUGGCCGCAUACAGCAAAAGUAUUGGUCAUUUCGUUCAAAAUUCAAUAUAAUCAAUGGCCUGGGUAAAGUUUUACUUCAGAUUGUGGGACCCAAAAAGUAUUGUUGUUGCUGCCAGUGCACGGAUAAUCAAAGUUUUGCAUUGUUAAGCCCCGAUGGUGAUAACUUAAAUAUGGGCAAAAUAUUGCCAUCAACUUGGCAACAUUUCACUGAUGGCAACUAUUUCAUGGUCGAAUUUCCCCUGGACAUGGAUACAGUAACUAAGGCAUUAAUAUUGGCUGCCAGUUUUCUAAUCGAAAUUGUGUUUUAUGAAAAAAAUUAAGCUCCCACUUUUGGUAUAAUGAACUAAUUUUAAAAACUCA